AGGGAUUGUCUGCUGCUCCGCCGGCAACCACGCACAGGGCGUGGCUCUCUCGGCCGCUAUUCUGAAUAUAGAUGCGGUUAUUGUUAUGCCCAUACCUACCCCACAAAUCAAAGUAGAUGGAGUCAGGAAGAACGCGGGUACAGGCAAGGUAUAG
This is a messenger RNA of Sphaeroforma arctica JP610, 154 nucleotides long. RefSeq lists its product as hypothetical. Gene Ontology annotation, biological process: L-threonine catabolic process. NCBI's taxonomy places the organism in Eukaryota, Ichthyosporea, Ichthyophonida. The transcript has a single exon. The annotation marks the transcript as partial. Gene Ontology annotation, molecular function: threonine deaminase activity. The record is from RefSeq and is a predicted model, not a curated record.